Zychaea mexicana is the source of this 1265-nucleotide messenger RNA. RefSeq lists its product as uncharacterized. Gene Ontology annotation, molecular function: pre-mRNA binding; metal ion binding; U6 snRNA binding. Gene Ontology annotation, cellular component: Prp19 complex; U2-type catalytic step 1 spliceosome; U2-type catalytic step 2 spliceosome. Bases 48 to 1064 code for a protein of 338 amino acids. The record is from RefSeq and is a predicted model, not a curated record. The transcript has 9 exons. Lineage: Eukaryota; Fungi; Mucoromycota; Mucoromycetes; Mucorales; Lichtheimiaceae.
CUGACCUUUUGCUGCUCCGUUACUUUAUCGAAUCGAUCCAUUGAGCAAUGAGUAACCAGAAAGCGGAUCCGAACAAGCAGCAGUGGGAAGAUUCUGAAUUUCCAGUUGUUUGCGAAACCUGCUUGGGAGACAAUCCCUAUGUUCGGAUGACCAGAGAUUCGUACGGAAAAGAAUGCAAGAUUUGCUCGAGACCAUUUACAGUGUUCCGAUGGUUACCGGGCACCAACAUGCGAUACAAAAAGACUGAAAUCUGUCUAACCUGUGCGAAACUCAAAAACGUAUGCCAAACGUGCGUGUUGGACUUGCAGUAUGGUCUCCCCGUGCAAGUCAGAGAUCAGGCAUUGAACGUAGAAUCGGAAGCACCAAACAGUGAUGUGAAUAGGCAGUAUUUUGCACAAAACAUUGCUGGCAAGGAUAUCAGUACAAGUAACUAUGACCCUGCAAAGGCAUCACCUGAAAACCGGGACAUGCUACGACGAUUAGCUCGAAACGAGCCAUAUUACAAACGCAAUCGACCACACAUUUGUUCAUUCUUUGUCAAGGGCGAAUGUACGCGUGGCGUGGAAUGUCCUUACAGACACGAGUUGCCUGGUGGUGAUUCUGAGCUUGCACAACAAAACAUCAAAGACCGUUACUAUGGCAACAACGAUCCUGUCGCAAACAAGAUGCUGAGUCGAGUGCGAUCCACUGGCUCUUCUCUGAACCCUCCUGAAGAUAAAUCGAUUGCAUCGUUGUUUGUGACUGGAGUUGACGAAGAAAUUACAGAGAACGAUUUUAGACAAUACUUUUGUGUAUUCGGUCAGAUUAAGUCGGUGGUUGUAGUCCAUCGGUCAAAAUGUGCCUUUAUUAACUUUGCUACACGAUCUGCUGCCGAGCUUGCGGCACAAAGGGUAGGUGACACCGGGCUCAACAUAAAGAACCGUCCUCUGCGAGUCGCUUGGGGCAAAGCGCGACCCAAGGGGCCCAAGUCUGAUACAAACAAGCCAUGUGAGUGGUUCACAUUGCAAACUAACCAACUUAAAGAAGAGACGAAACGUGCCAUGCUCAUAGAAAUUUGUAUCUGAACAUAGCUUCCGCAAAUCUCGCUACCAUGCAACCACCCGCACCGCCAUCCAUCAGUGGCUCGACUUCCUCAAGCUAUCCUAGUCAAGACCCUACUGCCCAAGGCUCAAAAACAAAUUAAAAAUCUCUACUGUAGAGUAAUAAAAAAAAGAAGAAACAUGUGUUUUUUUGUCUUUUAAAAAAAGAAAGAAUCAUCAUUGAGG